AUGGAGAAAGAGAAGGAUUUAAAACUAAAACAACAUAAUAAAUAUAUUGGUGAUUAUAUAAAAUAUUAUAAAAAUGCCAAUACAACAACUACUACAACAACCACAACGACUAGUCGGAACAACAAUAGUUAUGCAGGAUACAAGAGUGAUUUAGAUACUUUGAAAGAGUAUCAUCAGUUUAUUAGAGAUGAGGAUGAAGAUGAAGAUAAAGACACUGAUUCACAACAUAACAGUUGGGAAAGACGACUUGCAAAGAAAUACUAUGAUAGAUUAUUCAAGGAGUAUGCAAUCAUCGACCUAUCACGAUAUGAAACCGGUCAGGUUGGAAUGCGUUGGAGAACAGAGUCUGAGGUAUUCAGUGGUAAAGGUCAGCUGAGAGCAGUGAAGAAAAGACUGCAUUGGUCAAAGUGGUACUGUGUCACCAGUGUUCAAAGUUGCUCAACUACACCAACAUCAAAAAGAAAAAGAGAGAACUUAAAAAGUUGA
This is a messenger RNA of Heterostelium album PN500, 486 nucleotides long. RefSeq lists its product as uncharacterized. The transcript is spliced from 2 exons. The record is from RefSeq and is a predicted model, not a curated record. Lineage: Eukaryota; Evosea; Eumycetozoa; Acytosteliales; Acytosteliaceae. The coding region runs from base 1 to 486 and encodes 161 amino acids.